Molecule: messenger RNA, 4442 nt
Organism: Exserohilum turcica Et28A
Lineage: Eukaryota; Fungi; Ascomycota; Dothideomycetes; Pleosporales; Pleosporaceae
Exons: 5
Coding region: 1-4293 (1430 amino acids)
Biological process (GO): mRNA export from nucleus
Cellular component (GO): cytoplasm; transcription export complex 2; nucleus
Source: RefSeq, a predicted model, not a curated record
AUGACGACACCGCGUGGUGGGAGAGGCGGCGGAGGCGAUCGAGGGCGUGGCGCACGAGGCCUUUAUACCCCGAAUACGAAUCGUGGACGCGGAAAGAACAGCGCGCAGAGCGAUGACGAGCGACCGUCGCAAGGCCUCUACACGCGUGGACAGGGACGACAGCAAGGCGGUGGUGGGAGAGGUGGUCCAAAUGGCAAUAGCGGUCUGAACGCGCGCGGCCAUUUCAAUAACUCCAAGACAACCGCACCGACUUUCGCACCCCACGAAUAUCAGAAGCGCCUCCAACAUAUCAAAGCGGAGCGACCCAGGAUCCGCGAGCAAUUCAUCAGAAAUGGCCUGAUGAACCCAGAGGGUCAAAUGCGCCUGAGCGACUCGGUCAAGCUCUACGGCAUAUGUGAAGAAAUGUGUCCGGAAUACGAGCGUGUGCGUCGCAUUGUUGAGCUUGAUGUCAAGGCGCCAGAAUGCACGCCCGAGACGCAACACCUCCCCAGCCGUAGUCAGCGCGUACCAGACGAGUCGCGAAUGGUCAAGGCAUAUGCGCGCUCUGCAGCCGGCAUGGACGUGGAAUUGGUCUCGGAAAUCCGCUCACCAGCCACUUGCCUGAAAACGCUCAAGUAUCUUUUUGCACGCCUAGACGAAGAUGAUUUCGAGUUCCUCCACUCGUGGCUUUGGGACCGAACACGAGCCGUCCGAAAAGACCUACGCACGCAACGCAUCGAGAACAAGUCUGAUAUCGCCAUUCUCCUCACGUCUCUGGAGUACAGCGCCCGCUUUUACAUGUUGUCGGCUCACCACAUGGCUCGGAGCACAAAGGACGACUACUCCCACCAACAGGAUGUUGAGCAAUUGAACCAGACUUUGAUUUCGCUAAAGGAGCGAUAUGGCGACAACCGGCGAGCGGGCAUUGUAUCAGACAAUGAAGCGGAGUUUUGGGCGUACCGCUUGAUCCUGGCACCCAUAUAUGCCAACACACAACUCGAGAAUGAAUUACAUCGCCUGCCCAGCGACCUACGAAACAAUCCGCGGGUCAAGACUGCCUUGGAGAUAUUCCGCGUACUCAAGACAAUCAUCAUCCAUCGAGGCUACGACAACUUUGUUCAGUGUCAGUCCAACUGGAAGGUAUUCUGGGAUCUGAUCAAGUCACCGAGAGUCUCGUACCUGAUGGCAUGCGCAGCUGCCAUAUGCUUCAACAGAGUGCGCCACGUCGUGCUCGACUCCGUCUGGCGCGCCUAUCGAGUCGGCCAGUACAGACAUCAAGUCAGCGUCGAGGAGUGGACGACUGGCAAACUGAGAGAAGCACUGGGCAUGGAUACCGACUCGGAGGCGGUGGAUUUUUGUGAAGCCCAUGGUUUCGUAUUCGAGGUAAACGAAGCAGGGCAGACCUUUUUGGAUAUCAAACAAAAGAGUUACGAACGGAAGGCUGUGGUUCUACCCAAAGCCGAUGUCAAACCCCAGUUCUUCUCCGCGUCGAUUGUUGAGGCUAAACGUCACGGCCGGCCACUUUCAGCUGUUGUUGCAGGCUUAACAAUUCAGGAAGCCAAAAAGGGCAAUUUCUCCUUCCAUGACAUGUCAGGACAGCAUGCUGGUCAAAUGGAAGAUCAAACUUCAUUGUUUGUUCCCGAGAAACCCAACAUUUUCAGCCAACAAUCAAACGGCCCAAAACCAUCAGCUGGUGGGUUCGGCCUGAACCCGACAGCGUCUCCAUUCAAAUCCAACGACACUCCUACAGGGAGCCCCAAUCCUUUUACAAAGGCUCUUCAGUCAGGAUUGUUUGACCCUUCCAAAAAUCCCAUCAAAUUCGCGCCGUCAGCUGAUACAAAUGGGAGCCCACAGCCUAAUCCGUUUCUUCAACAGAGUCCUUCGCCCUUCCAGUCUACCCCGCCUACGCCAUCAACAAAUCCUUUUUUGAAAAACAAUACCACUCAACUCCAGCCUGCAACCUCUGUGUCUUCAGGCAAUCCAUUUCUAUCUGGGGGAUUCACAGCUGCACAGCCAAUGCCACAAUCACAAGAUUCGUCUUCAAACCCGGAGCUACCUGCGCCAGUUGAGAUAGCAAAGCCAGCACCUGCAUUCAACUUCAGUGGGACAGGCUUCAAUCCUGCGCCUUCCCUGGAAACCCCACAAUCCGGGCUGUCUUUCACCCCAGCAGGAUCGCCACCCCAGGAAGAUACCUCUGCACAAGAGGCUGAGGCACAAAAGGCUGAACAAGAGCGGCGUGAAGCAGCCGAGAGACAACGUCAAGAGGAUGAAGCACGAAAACGCGUACAAGAAGCGCAGCAGGCAAAGCAAGCAAAAGAGGAGGAGCGAAGGAGAGAGGCGGCGGCAGUGGCAGAACGACAACGAAAAGAGCAAGAGGAACGAGAGCGCAGAGCACGCGAAGAACAAGAGCAGUUGGCUCGGCAAGCGAGAGAACGACAAGCACAAGAAGAGGAGGCUCGCGCAAGACGGAAACGGGAGACAGACUCCGCAUGGCUCGCACUUACGUCCGACAUCACAUUUGACUCUCAGGAGGGGCUGCUGAUGCAGUUCAUUGAAAAUGCGGUUAUUAACAUUUCGAACGAAGCAGCACAGUCGGUGGAGAUGGAGAGGAGAGUGGCGUAUGUGGAUCGCAAGUACGAACAAUAUCUGGUGGAAUUGAAACGGGCGGGCUUAGCCAAGAUAAUGGCAGCGGUACAAAAGAAGAAGCGAAUGCAGAAGGCGCGGGAGCGGAGGAGACGCUUGAAGGAGCAGCGUGCUCGGAAGACGUCAACGGAAGAGGGGGGACCUGGAGAUGCAUCCGUCGCCUUGCAGAGCAUCAUGCCGAACGGCAAUGCAGCGCCCACUCAUCAACCAGAUGGGUUUGCGGUAUUGCAGCGACGGGCCUCGAACGCUCGACGUGCUAAGCGUACUGAAGAACGACGAAAAGUGCAGUCUUCCGAGGGGAAAACAACAACACCGAGCGCAAGCCCUAACAAAGUGCAUACUAAGACAACAGGUAACACUUAUCAUGUUCCACUAAACACAAGCACAAACAAGAGCAACGCUUCUGGACUCGCCUACUCGCAGGCUUAUCAUCAGGCUGCAGCGACGGCACCUGUAGACCGAACUGAGACGGACUGGUUCAAGCUCCGAGCUAUGGGCAUCGAUCCCAGUAAACACCGCAAACGAAGUUUUGACUUUACCUCUUCCGACGAAGACAAGCCAAAGCAGAUUGAGCCUAAGCGCCCUAGAUUGUCACCGGCCUCUUCUAUGAUAGAUCAUCAAACGCCGCCUACACCUGGGACUAUGGAGGAAGAGCAGCGUGGUCGCGCUGAAGCCAUCAGGCAAUCUUUCAAGAGAUCAAGAUCUACCAUAUCGCCAUCUCAGUCGAUCAGCGGGGUCUUCUCUUUCGAUGGCCAAUCCUCAUACAAUGACUCGUCUAGCAGUUUGAUCGAGAGGGCUCGAAGGAUGAUAGACAGAGCCAAGGCUGAAAUGCCACCGCCUUCACACACCAUUGGCGCAAUGUCAUAUUACGGCGCUGGGUCUUUUGAUGGGAAUGCUAGCCAGCUUAUUGCACGCGCCAAGGGACUCGUACCACGACAUGACACGGCAAGGGUAGAACAUGACUGGAGUCGCAGCGUGCCCAAUCUUGGCUUCUCAGCUUCUCAAGGCCAGCAGUCCAUGUAUGGUCGCGGUAGCUUCAGCAGUACAUUAUCGACCAAGGAUCGUCCAGCAUACUGGGGGCGCACAAGCCGGUUCGUGCCUCGCCAUCUCUAUGGCCAGGGACCAGAAGCUGUUCGCGCAUAUCGGGCGCAGCAGGGUCUUAGCAGGUCACCUUCAAGCACACGACCUGCUAGCACAGAACCCCUGAACCUCUCAUCUCCAAUCCCUACACAACAAUCAUAUGUCCAGUACGCACAAGCUCAGAAGUACACCCAAGAGCAAUAUAGCGAGACAGAGAAGGCUAGUAGCGUAGACGUCAUAGACGCCGAUGCAGAAGAUUCGAAUGCCGUCAUGACCGAUGACGAAUUCAUCCAAGACCAGCAGCGCAAUGGCGCCACGGCCUCGUAUCCCGUCACUCAGUUUCCUCCCGCCCAACUCCAUCAAGACUACGACGAAGACGCAGAUUCUGAGAUGCUGGACGAGGACGAUGAUGAGGACGAUGAACUACUUGACUACGACGAGUACGAAGAGGAUGGCGAAGAGGAUGAGGUGCUGGAAAGUUACGAUGAAGAGGGAGAGGAAGAUGAGUCUGCGGAAGACGAGGAUGAAGGAGGCGAAAACACCAUGAAGCCCGGAGCAACCGAAGACGACGCCAUUGAGCUCUCCGACUAACCAUUUCAUCCAUGAGACACCUGUACUAUAUACAUAUCAAGGGGAGAGAGUGCGGUUCCACAAGCAUAGCGACGGCGUUUUUUUUCUAGUUUCGAUUGUUACGCUGAGGGGUUUUUUUUUCGCUUUACGGACAGCAAGGCAAAAUGCGU